UGCCAUACUAUUUCCCAUGUACAAUACACCUUUGCUGAAUUUCAAGGCUUUUAGCAAAUACAGUUCCUCCUCCUCCUUCAAUCUGUUCUUUCUUCUGCAUUCAUGGCUUUCAUUUCUCUCUUUCUCUUCCUGUUAAUGGUCCCUUAUGGCAAUGCCUACUGGCCACCUUCACCUGGUUACUACCCAAGCUCCAAAUUUAGGUCCAUAGGCUUUUAUCAAGGCUAUAGAAAUCUUUGGGGUCCUCAGCACCAGAGAUUAGAUCAGAACACAUUAACUAUCUGGCUUGAUAGUACCUCAGGAAGUGGGUUCAAGUCGAUUCACCCAUUUCGAUCUGGGUAUUUUGGUGCUGCUAUUAAGCUCCAAUCUGGUUAUACUGCAGGAGUGAUUACAUCUUUAUAUCUUUCCAACAGUGAAGCCUAUCCAGGGUACCAUGAUGAAAUAGACAUAGAGUUCCUUGGAACAACACCAGGAAAGCCUUACACAUUGCAGACUAAUGUGUACAUCAAAGGAAGUGGAGAUGGUAAUAUUAUUGGAAGAGAGGUGAAGUAUCAUCUAUGGUUUGAUCCAACAAGUGAUUUUCACAACUAUGGUGUUCUUUGGAGCCCCAAGGAGAUCAUAUUCUUUGUGGAUGAUGUGCCCAUAAGGAGGUAUCCAAGGAAAAGUGAUGCAACCUUCCCAUUAAGGCCAAUGUGGGUUUAUGGAUCCAUAUGGGACGCUUCAUCGUGGGCCACAGAAGAUGGAAGAUACAAAGCUAAUUAUAACUACCAACCCUUUGUCGGCAGAUACACUAGUUUCAAGCUCAGUGGUUGCUCAGCCUAUGCACCACCCUCCUGCCACCCAGUCUCAGCCUCUCCUUAUCGCUCCGGUGGUCUGUCUCGUCAACAGUACUAUGCCAUGCAAUGGGUCCGGAGGAGUUAUUUGGUCUAUGACUACUGCAAAGACUAUAAGAGAGACCAUUCCCUCACACCUGAGUGUUUCUGAUUUUUUUCUGGAUUAUCUUUCAAGAUUAGAAUUUAGGAGAAAGUUUUUCUUCAUCAAAUCAUCUUCGGGUUCGGGUUCAUAAUAUCUUCCCGUAUUCAUCCAAAGCCCUGGCGAUAAAUGAAUUUUUAUUCACCAUGAGUGUAGGAAAACUUGCUCCUAAAACUUAAAACUUAAAAAAAAAAAAAAAAAAGGAAUGUCAUGAGAUGGGAGCCAUUUGCCAAAGACUGAAGCAAGAGCAACUCUACAUCCAAGCCUCCAAGAUUUUAAUUAAAGAUUGCAUUAUUGGUUUUGCCUUUUUUGGUAUAGUGUGGUGGUUGGUAUUUCUUUUUAAUGUUUUCAUAUAAAAGAGAGACCCAUUUAUUUAAGAUGUUGUUUCUUCCUCCAUAAUUGGCCAUUUCCAUUUUAUUUUUUAUA
Molecule: messenger RNA, 1395 nt
Organism: Macadamia integrifolia
Lineage: Eukaryota; Viridiplantae; Streptophyta; Magnoliopsida; Proteales; Proteaceae
Product: probable xyloglucan endotransglucosylase/hydrolase protein 32
Exons: 4
Coding region: 103-981 (292 amino acids)
Biological process (GO): xyloglucan metabolic process; cell wall biogenesis
Cellular component (GO): cell wall; apoplast
Molecular function (GO): xyloglucan:xyloglucosyl transferase activity; hydrolase activity, hydrolyzing O-glycosyl compounds
Source: RefSeq, a predicted model, not a curated record